Molecule: messenger RNA, 1138 nt
Organism: Galleria mellonella (greater wax moth)
Lineage: Eukaryota; Metazoa; Arthropoda; Insecta; Lepidoptera; Pyralidae
Exons: 2
Coding region: 214-969 (251 amino acids)
Cellular component (GO): myosin II complex
Source: RefSeq, a predicted model, not a curated record
GAACUUUUUUACUUACAAAAUUUACUAGAUGACAAAAUUCGAUGAAGCGUAUUAAAAGAUUGUCAAAACAUGCCAUCCUCAAAAUGGGAUAUUUAAAUCUAUCAUCAAUUUCUUCAUGAGACAUGAUCAUCUUUUAUUGAGUUUAUGAACAGAUUAAAUAUUUUGGGUUUUCCAAGUAAAUAACCGAGUGUAUUAUUAAAAUUAUCAAGUAAGAUGCUUCCCAAAGUGAAAGGGAAAGGUAAAGGUAAAGAACCCCCUCCGCCAGUUAAAUUAAUGGGUCCACCACUAAAACCGAAGAAACCACCGCCUCCACCUGUAUGCUUCACUAAUGAAGACCUGGUUAAGUUUAAGGAUACGUUUAAAGCACACGAUGAAGAGAAUAUUGAUAAGGUUCCCCUAGAUGCAAUUCCUUUAAUGUUACGAAAACUGGGUUUUAACCCAAAAAGUGCAGAAAUUCGUCAACUUUUCACUUUAUUUUUAGAGGAUGAAUUGGUCGACACUGUAGAGUAUCACGAGUGGUUGUUCAUGAUUGAAGCCAAGAUGAAUUGGGGAGAUGACUUUGAACUUGCUGUUACUAAAGCUUUUGCUGCAUUAGGACACGAUGAUGAUGAAACAGGAUCUGUAGAUUUCGAACUCCUCAGAGAAGCACUUAUGACAUGGGGAGAGCCAUUAACUGAAAUUGAGUUCGUUGACUGGAUUAAAUUAGCUAUAAAAGAUAAGACUUAUAAUGCAGACGAUGGGAGAUUCUGCUAUCCGAAAUUUGUAGAAAAUAUGAACAAUAAAGAUGAGAGAUAUAUUAAAGAACCGAUAAACUUCUUCAAGUUGGAUCAGAAGACAUUAGCUGCGAUGGCAUUGAAGAAAGCUCAAGAAGAAAAGGUGGAACAGGAGAAAAAAGAAGCUGAGAGACGAGCCAGAGAGGAAGUUAAGCGGCUGAAGAUGAUUGCUGAUGGAUUAUUGCCAUCGGACUGAAUUUUUAAAACUAUUUUUAAAACACUACAAGAUAUAUCAAGGUUAUACUGAAACACAAUCUAAUGGCUUUAUAAUUGUAUUUGUUGUUAUAUUAUGAAGUUAAUAGAGGCGACGAUUCUGAGGAUCCAUUUCUCUUAAUUUAAAAUUUCAAUUUGAUAUCACAGCGAAA